Messenger RNA from Caretta caretta (loggerhead turtle), 1395 nucleotides. Lineage: Eukaryota; Metazoa; Chordata; Testudines; Cheloniidae. The record is from RefSeq and is a predicted model, not a curated record.
AUGUUACAUGUUGCUUUUCACCAUUUCCAUAUGUUGAAGCUGUUUCUAUUCAUCCUUUUGACGUGCUGGGUGAGAUCAGAUACAGAACAAAAAUGUGAAGAGUUCACAGAUCUUAGCAUACACAAUGCUUUAGCUGGGACAGAUCUAAAAGUGAAACUGCUCUUGUACACAAGGACAAACCAAAACUGUUCCGAGAGUCUCAGUGAAUAUAAUACAACAGCAUCUACAUAUCUGGAUGUGACCAAGAAAACUGUCUUUGUAGUCCAUGGCUUCAGACUAACAGGCUCUACACCAAUAUGGCUGAAUGACAUAAAAGAACUUCUGCUGUCUUUAGAGGACGUUAACCUCAUUAUAGUAGAUUGGAACAGGGGUGCUACAACUAUAAUUUAUCCUAAUGCUGUCCACAACAGCAGAGGAGUUGCAGAAAUCUUGAAGAAAUACAUUGACCAGAUGUUGGCAGUUGGAGCUUCUCUUGACUCUAUUUAUAUGAUUGGAGUUAGCCUUGGGGCUCAUAUAGCUGGAUUUGUUGGAGAGAUGUAUAACGGUAAACUUGGCAGAAUUACAGGUCUUGACCCAGCUGGCCCUUUAUUCAGUGGGAAACCACCAAGUGAGAGAUUGGAUCAUACAGAUGCACAGUUUGUUGAUGUCAUUCAUACUGAUAUGGAUGUUUUCGGCUACAGGAAACCGUUAGGAAAUAUUGAUUUCUAUCCAAAUGGAGGAGAAGAUCAGCCUGGCUGUCCACAAACACCGUUUAGUGGAUCUCAGUUUGUUAAAUGUGACCAUCAGAGAUCUGUUUUAUUGUUCCUGUCAUCCCUGAGAGGGAGUUGCAACAUAACAACAUACCCUUGUGAUUCAUACUUGGAUUAUAAGAAUGGAAAAUGUGCCAACUGUGAAGCUUUUCAACCAAUGCCUUGUCCAGUACUGGGUUAUUUUGCUGAUAAAUGGAAAAACUAUUUAAUCCAAAAAGACCCUCUCGAGACAAAGGCUUAUUUUGAUACCUCAGGCCAAGAACCGUUCUGCAUGUAUUACUACUUUGUGGAUUUUAUUACUUGGAACAAAAGCAUUAGGAGAGGUUUCAUUAGAAUUAAAAUAACAGACAAUGCUGGAAACACAACAGAAUCAAAAAUGAAUAGUGAAGCUACUACAUUUCAGCAGUAUAGACAAGCCAGUAUCUUUGUUGGAUUUUAUGAGGAUUUUGACAAAAUAUCAAGAAUUUCCUUGACUUAUUCUACAAGGACUCUAAUUGGCCCAAGAUAUAAGCUCAGGAUUCUCCGAAUGAGGCUAAGAUCUAUUACAAAUCCAGCAAGGCUGCAGAUGUGCAGAUAUGAUUUUGUACUUCUGGAAAACAUCGAAACCACCUUCAAGCCUAUUCCAUGCCAAGAGAGGAACAAGUAA